AGAGCAGAGCGAGCCAGGGGAGGAAAAGGAGAGGCAGUGUGUGGCGUGAGCCCGGAUUACAACCAACCAGAAAAUGAAGCGGGGAAGACAGGAGCGUGGAGGACAGAAAUAAAAGGAUAUAAGCUCUUCUGACAUAUUCUCUCCUUCUGUGUCAGUUGAAAGGAAUAAAAUAAAGGGGAGAUAUACACGCAGGUUGUGGUCAGGAAGAGGGGAGAACAGUAAGAACGGGAAGAAAAAGAAAGGAAUACUGUGAUUUCCAAGAGCAAGCGGUUCAGAGGACGGGCUGUCACAGAAGAGGAGGUGAUGUGUGUGAGCUUUGGGUCCGCAACACGAGUGAUACAACAGGGUGCGUGUGUUAAGUAAACUCCCCCCACGCCUCAACGUCAUCUACGGAGAACCAACCUGAGGUUUCACAAGACAUGCUGAGGACCAGGAGCCAGACAAAGUCCUGCUGAAGACCAUGGCCCAGGCUAAAGGACGGAGAGAUGGCAUGGUGUCGUCCAAUGAGAACCGGCGCAGGCCGCUGUCGUCGGGUGAGGUGGAGGGCGUGUCAUGGCAGGGCCCACGGACCAUUUUUGUCCUGAAGAACUCACAGGGAUUCGGCUUCACUCUGCGCCACUUUAUCGUCUACCCACCAGAGUCGUCCCUCCACAGCCUUAAGGAUGAAGAGAAUGGAAAUGCAAGCGAAAAAAUUUGUCAUCAGUCUCGUUUGGAGCCAAUGGACACCAUCUUUGUGAAGAGUGUCAAAGAAAAUGGCCCUGCACAACAAGCAGGACUGUGUACAGGGGACAGGCUCGUGAAGGUGAAUGGGGAGAGCAUUCUGGGAAAAACCUACUCUCAGGUGAUCGAACUCAUCCAAAACAGUGAAAACAUUCUGGAGCUCUCUAUUAUGCCCAAAGAUGAGGAUGUGUUGCAGUUGGUAAGUGCGUACUCCCAGGAUGCCUACCUAAAAGGCAAUCAGCCAUAUUCAGGCGAAGCCCAGAACCUCCCUGUGCCGCCGCCUCUCUGUUACCCUUCCACUAAGCCCAGCCCCGCUGCCCCCCAGCCCGGCCACAACCUACACAGUCCCCUGGACAACUGGCAGUGCCGACCCGGCCCCGCUGCCUCUCCACUAGACAACCGCCCCCCUGCUGCUUCUACACCCACCUCCGGCUGGCCCGGGGGUCCAGACGAUUCCAGUGGCCACUUUGCCCCGCCGGGGAGGCACCGAGGCCGCUCCUCUUCGGCCAUCAGUGUGCUGGACUUUCACUUUGCUAACCACAAUGCUGCCAUUGCCUCCGCAACUCUCCCUCCGCCACGGAAGAGCAGCCUGCCAGCCUCUGCCCGCGCUCACGCCGAUACUCUUUGCCACCAGGCUCUGUCGGACUGGUACUACAGCCAGGCGGAGGCUGCAGAGAGCAUGUCCCCCCGCCACCGCAGUAUAUCUCAGGGUUGUGUAGCAGAGCUCGGGCUGGGGUUGGCCCUCGGCCCCGGACCUACAUCUGCUUCCACAACCUCCGCGGAGCACCGGCGACGAGAAACCCUCCUGUGCCACCACCAGGCAGCUGCUGCUUCCCAUGAUUCCUAUUGGCUAGGGGGCUGGGGUGGUGUAUCAGGACCAGGAAGCAGGUCAUGCUCCGAGAGCCUCCUGGCAGCCUACGCCGAGUACGAGCAUAACUACGGGCGUUCUGUGGAGACACUGGCACAAGCCUCUGCUCUGGUGUCGCCACGCCAUGAACACUUGUCACAAAGCGCCCACGUGGCAAAAUUCAGAGAGCAAAAAGAGCAGAAGGUCUCAGCAGGGCAUCCACACAAAACCACAGUGAUAUAUCCCAUCACAGCCUCCUCCACAGUGCCUCCUAGUGGCAGGCGGUCUGGGCAGCAGGUAGCUGAACCCCAAACAAGGCGCGUACAAGAAGAGGAGCUGGUGGGCUACAAAAGCUACAGCCCGUCUUUCUCUCGCAAAGCUGGCCACCUCCUCCAGCAGGCCCACUCCUUCAGAGAGCCCAGCUACAGCGGCCCUCAUCUCAACUGGAGCCCCGGCAGCAGAAGCAGCCCUGCAGAUGGCGUGGAGGGGUUGGUACCCAGGCCGAGGUCCACCCCCUCCCUGUCUGCAGAAGAGGAGGAGAGAGCUCGACUGGGUGAGGACAGGGAGCUCAUCUGCCCCAUCUCCCUGAAUCAAGAGGUGGUACUGAGGCAGAAGCCGCCUUCCGGCCGCCGGACCCCCGUUCAGUUCGCUCGACAUCCCCACUACCCCACCCCCGGAGAGUCACCCGAGCCCCCUGGUUUGGAACCUCAACAAGGGACCCCCUCUCCUGUCUCUGGAGGGCCUGGCCCCAACCGCAGGGCUAAUGGUAGCCUGGCUCAGCAUGCAUACAACUCCCUGUCCUCUAUUCCCUUCAUAGAUGAUCCCACCAGUCCUAGCAAUGACCUGCAGGCCUGCUAUGUACCAGCCCGCUCUGUUGUGUCCAGUUCCCAGGCCUCCACUAUGGCCACACUCACUUCCACCUCUGUCUCCCCCACCCUCUUCUCAAACUCCCCCUUUGUCCGACUUCGUUCUCAGGACUGCAGCAGUAUUAAAAGUCGCCGCUCCUCUUACUUGCUGGCCAUCACCACCGAAAGAUCGAAGUCCUGUGACGAGGGCCUCAACACCUUCAGGGAAGAAGGCCGCGUCUUCUCCAAACUACCAAAAAGGGUCAAGAGUUUUUUCACUGAUGGGUCUCUGGAGAGCCUGCGAGUCCAGGAAGAAGCCCGGUCCAAACGCCACUCUACUUCUGAACUGGGAACCAUCACCUUUAGUGAUGUUCGCAAGGAGGGCUGGCUGCACUACAAACAGAUCCUCACAGAGAAGGGAAAGAAAGUAGGCGGUGGCAUGCGACCAUGGAAGCGGGUCUUCUCCGUGCUCCGUUCCCAUUCGCUCUUCCUCUACAAGGACAAGCGAGAGGCCGUCCUUCACGGCGCGGGGGCGGGGCCCAGCCAGGACGAACAUCCUCCAAUCAGCAUCCGCGGCUGCCUGAUCGACAUUGCCUAUAGUGAAACCAAGCGUAAGAACACCCUGCGGCUGACCACGCAGAACUUCUGUGAGUACCUGCUGCAGGCUGAGGACAGGGACGACAUGCUAGCCUGGAUCCGCGUCAUCAGGGAGAACAGCAAGACCGACAACGAGGAGAUCGGUUUCUCAGGACAAGCUCUCAUCAACAAGAAGCUGAAUGACUACAGAAAACACAGUCUGACAGGUAGUAAGCCAGACUCCUCUCCCAGAGCCCAUCGUAUGAUGCCUCCCUUCCUCCUGGCUAAGACUGACAACACCUCAGUAAACCGAGCCUCCCGAACCGAUGACAACAAGGCCCUGUGGGGCAUCAACAUCAUGAAGAAGGCCAAGAAGAUAGGCAGUCCGAAGGCUUUCGGGGUGCGCCUGGAGGACUGUCAGCCUGCUGUCAACCAUAAAUUUGUCCCUCUGAUUGUGGAGAUGUGCUGCGGUGUAGUAGAGGAGACGGGUUUGGAUUACACCGGCAUCUACCGCGUGCCGGGGAACAACGCCAUGGUAUCCAACCUGCAGGAGCAUCUCAACAAGGGAAUGGACAUCAACACCGCUGAGGAGAGAUGGCAGGACCUAAAUGUAAUCAGCAGCCUUCUCAAAUCGUUCUUCCGAAAACUGCCUGAGCCGUUGUUUACUGAUGACAAAUACAACGAUUUCAUUGACGCCAACCGGAUAGAAGACGCAGAGGACAGACUGAAGACCAUGAAGAAACUGAUCCAUGACCUCCCAGAUCACUAUUAUCACACCCUUAAGUUCCUAGUAGGUCACCUCAAGAAGGUGGCAGAUCACGCUGAAAAGAACAAGAUGGAGCCGAGAAACCUGGCUCUGGUGUUUGGUCCUACUCUGGUGAGGACGUCAGAAGACAAUAUGACCGACAUGGUCACCCACAUGCCUGACCGCUACAAAAUAGUGGAGACUCUUCUCCUGCACCACGACUGGUUCUUCACGAAUGGAGAGCUUGAUAAAGAAGAGAAGGCCCCAGAGGAUAAGCGGGACAUGCAGCCUGUGCCAAACAUUGACCAUCUGCUGUGCAACAUCGGCAGGCCGGGCAUGCCAGGAGAGGCAUCAGAUUCCACCACCAGCGAUUCACUUAAGACAAAGCUUUCUUCGCUCUCCAAGAAGGACCUGAAUGCCAGGGACUUCCUGCCUAAGUCCAUUAUCUCUGCUGUGACCCGCAAACGCAAAAAAUGCCUCAGUACCGACCUGCAGGGCGGCAGCGCUGACGAGGACUCCGACCAUGAGCCAGUCAAAACUAGCAACUACGGGGGAGGAGGGGAGGAGGAAGAGGAUAGACGAGAGGAAGAGGCAGUCAAGGGAGAACAAACCAUUCCUAAAAAAGAAAAAAGGGAUGAAAAGGAAACUGGGGUGAUAGUUGGAGUGACCACAGAGGGGACAGAUGUAUUGUCUGGAGAAGAAGAGGCUGAGACGGACAUGGGAAAUGUAACAGACCACGGUGCAAAAGAAUUGGAGGACAACAGGCGGAGAAGAACCUUGGCGAGAAACGCACCGCAACUUUGUUCAAACAGUUUCUUCUGCUCAGACCAUCAGAUCCAUGCCACAUACCCAAGACCCACAGUGUCUAAUCCUACUUCCCAUUUGAGGCCUCACAAUCAGGCCAGAGGACACCCCAAAGUCCCUUUCUGGAUCUGCCCCACCAGGCUUCCAAACCUUUACCAUCCGCCAGACUGGAACCAGUCAGUGCCAGUCCGCUACAGGAAGACAAGAGGUGGGAGGACAAGGGCGGUUUCCAUGAAUCUAGACCUUGAGCUGUGCAGGAGUGAGGACAGAAUCCGAGGGUGUAGAGCAGAGAGGGUGGAGGUGAUCAGAGUAAUUGAGGGUACACCAGGUCAGCAUGGCUGUGUUGGGGUUCCUCAGGGAUCAAUUGUGGGUCCUGGGUCAAUUGAGCAAAAGGAUCCCCUCCCUCAUCUUGUCCAGGAUUCUCCCCAUCUCUCCUCCACUUCCUCUGGAUGGAUAGAUCAGAGCUCCCAGGGAUCUCAGGCUGUGGUCCUGAGGAGAUCGGCCCUGGGCCCACAGGACAAGACCAGAGCGUGGCGUCGUCACACGGUGGUUGUUUAACCUGACUGUCUCAUCUACUAAUGCAGUACCAAGUGCUUGCCCUUAACUCACAAACACUGGAUCACCUGCUUCUAAAGCCACGUGACCGUCAUAUCGCUCAAUACUCUUUCUUCAAUACUUUAUUUUUGGCACAGGACUUGGAGACAAGAUCUCAAAGGAAUUAUUUCCCAUUGUGAGCAGCUGUAGAGUUUCAUUCCAAAAUAAGAUAACUUACGUUU
This is a messenger RNA of Etheostoma cragini (Arkansas darter), 5313 nucleotides long. Its product is annotated as rho GTPase-activating protein 23-like. The record is from RefSeq and is a predicted model, not a curated record. The transcript has 24 exons. Bases 461 to 5095 code for a protein of 1544 amino acids. Gene Ontology annotation, biological process: signal transduction. Gene Ontology annotation, molecular function: protein binding. Lineage: Eukaryota; Metazoa; Chordata; Actinopteri; Perciformes; Percidae.